Molecule: messenger RNA, 421 nt
Organism: Galdieria sulphuraria
Lineage: Eukaryota; Rhodophyta; Bangiophyceae; Galdieriales; Galdieriaceae
Exons: 2
Coding region: 141-371 (76 amino acids)
Source: RefSeq, a predicted model, not a curated record
AAGGUGGGCAAUUUGGAAAGAGUGGCCGAUUGUGAAUGGGCCCGCGCAAUUUUGAUUUGAAAAUUGCCAUUGUGGGUGUGGUGGGAAAGAGUGGGUAAAUUGGAAAUGGGAGAGAGUAGUGGAAAUUGCGAUGGGGGGAAAUGGGUGGGGUAAGGGGUGUGAGGAAAUUGAAGAGGGGCCAACCCAAAGGCGAUUUUGAUUUGGAAAUUACCAUUAUGGAUGCGGGGAAGAAUGGGGGUGUGAGGAAAUUGAAGAGGGGCCAAUCCAAAGGCGAUUUUGAUUUGGAAAUUACCAUUAUGAAAAGAAAAGGGCCAAUUUGGAAAGAGCGGUCAAUUGGAAAUUGUGAGGAUAGUGUGUGUAAAAAUCAAUAAAGCCAUUUAAAACAGUAAAAGAUCAUUCCAAGAAAGUUAACUUUGAUUUC